GGUUUGUCAUGGCCGGCUUAUAAUGCUUUUGAAUGAUCCAAGUCAACCACCUCUUUCUUCUGCAAAGUCCAAGAUUCCCUUGUUCGUCUUCGUUCGUCACCAUGUUCGUUUCUUCUGUACUCCACGCUACUACUUCUACCACUACUACUACUACCACUUCUCUGCCUCUCCUCCAAUGGCGUCCUCCUUUCCCGCCAUUUUUUUCCCUCUCUUUUUCCUAAUAUGUCUGACCUUCCCCACCGCUCACCCCUCCACCAUCGGAGUUCAUCUCCUCUCCAACCUUCUCGAAACGCAGGAUCGCGAGAGGGCUCCGCCUUCCCUUCAACUCGCCGCCGCUCGUGGCGUCCUUCGCCGUCUAAUUCCUUCUCAUUCUUCCUCCUUCGACUUUCAAAUUGUCUCUAAGGAGCAAUGUGGAGGUGCGUCUUGCUUCAUCAUCAGGAACCAUCCUAUUUUCCAUAGACGCGGGGACCCAGAAAUUUUAAUAAUUGGGGUCACUGGAGUGGACAUUGUGGCUGGUCUGCAUUGGUAUUUGAAGAAUUGGUGUGGUUCACAUAUAUCUUGGGACAAAACUGGCGGAGCUCAACUAUUUUCAGUGCCAAAAGCUGGAUUGCUCCCCCGUCUCAAUGAUAAUGGUGUUUUCGUUCCAAGACCUGUUCCUUGGAGUUAUUACCAGAAUGCUGUCUCAUCUAGCUAUUCUUUUGCUUGGUGGGACUGGAAAAGGUGGGAGAAGGAGAUUGAUUGGAUGGCUCUUCAGGGUAUCAACCUACCUCUAGCAUUUACAGGGCAAGAGGCUAUCUGGCAGAAAGUUUUUCAGGUUAUUGGAGUUGAACCAACUCUCAUUUUUUCUUCACCAAACUUACAGCCAAGAUCAAUGCACUGCCAAAACUGCAGUACGGAUUUUGAUGAUUUCUUUGGAGGUCCUGCAUUCCUUGCAUGGUCUCGUAUGGGAAAUUUGCACGGAUGGGGAGGUCCAUUGCCACAAAGUUGGCUUGAUCAACAGCUGCUACUGCAGAAAAAGAUUCUUCGAAGGAUGUAUGAACUUGGAAUGACUCCUGUACUUCCGGCCUUCUCUGGUAAUGUUCCUGCUGCACUGAAAAGUAGAUUUCCAUCAGCAAAGAUAACACGCUUGGGAAAUUGGUUCACAGUAAAGAGUGACCCUAGAUGGUGCUGUACAUAUCUUCUUGAUGCAACUGAUCCUUUGUUUGUUGAAAUUGGGAGAGCAUUCAUUGAGCAGCAGCUAGAAGAAUAUGGAAAGGUGGGUCACAUAUACAACUGUGACACUUUUGAUGAGAAUACUCCACCUGUUGAUGACCCAGAGUACAUUUCUUCAUUGGGAGCUGCAAUCUUUAGGGGAAUGCAAAGUGGCGAUAAUAAUGCCAUCUGGCUAAUGCAGGGAUGGUUAUUCUCAUAUGACCCGUUCUGGAGACCUCCACAAAUGAAGGCACUUUUGCAUUCCGUGCCUGUAGGCAAGCUGGUAGUUUUGGAUCUGUAUGCCGAAGUCAAACCCAUAUGGAUUUCUUCAGAGCAGUUUUAUGGUGUUCCUUAUAUCUGGUGUAUGCUGCACAACUUUGCAGGAAAUAUUGAGAUGUAUGGGAUUUUAGAUGCAAUAGCUUCUGGACCGAUUGAUGCUCGCACAAGUGAAAACUCAACCAUGGUUGGUGUUGGAAUGUCAAUGGAAGGCAUAGAGCAGAAUCCUAUUGUAUACGAUCUUAUGUCUGAAAUGGCUUUCCAACACAAGAAAGUUGAUGUCAAGGCCUGGAUUGAUCUCUAUCCAGCAAGGCGUUAUGGCCGAUCUGUUGCUUCUGUGAAAGAUGCUUGGAAUAUUUUAUAUCACACUAUUUACAACUGCACCGAUGGUGCUAAUGACAAAAAUAAGGAUGUAAUUGUGGCAUUUCCUGAUGUUGAUCCGUCAUUAGUAUCGAUUCCACAAGAAAAAUAUUCCCACAAUAAAAACCAAGUGUCCAGGGGAUCAAUGCUAAACGCAAUUACUGAAUCAUUCGACCAACCUCAUCUAUGGUAUUCUACUUCUGAAGUAAUACGUGCUUUAGAACUUUUUCUUAAAAGUGGAGAUGAAUUAUCUGGAAGUAACACCUACAGGUAUGAUCUUGUUGAUCUGACUAGACAAGCUUUAGCAAAAUAUGCAAACCAGCUGUUUUUGAAAGUAAUAGAAGCAUAUCAAUCAAAUGAUGUUGAAGGAGUGACUCACUAUAGCCGCGAGUUUUUGGAUUUGGUGGAAGAUUUUGAUACACUGUUAGCUUGCCAUGAAGGAUUUCUUCUAGGACCUUGGUUGGAAAGUGCAAAACAACUAGCCCAAGAUGAAAAUCAGGAAAAACAGUUUGAGUGGAAUGCAAGAACUCAAAUAACAAUGUGGUUUGACAACUCAGAUGAAGAACCAAGCUUGCUUCGUGACUAUGGAAACAAGUACUGGAGUGGGCUUCUACGAGAUUAUUAUGGUCCCCGAGCAGGCAUAUAUUUCAAGUUGUUAAUUAAAAGCUUAGAAGAAGGUACUGGUUUUCCAUUCAAGGAUUGGAGGAGGGAGUGGAUAAAGCUUACAAACGAUUGGCAAAGCAGUAGAAAUGUUUUCCCUGUAAAAGGUGCUGGUGAUGUCGUCAACACAUCAAGGUGGCUUUUCAACAAGUACUUGCAAAGUCCUGAUAAUUUACAAUCACUCAAUGAGGCUGCUGGUAAGUAUGCUAUUUAAAACCAUUGAACAAGGUGUUAAUAACAUGGGAACUGAUGUUUACAAAGAUUCACUUCUCGUUUAGUCUCUCAUUCCCCUCUUAUCGAGCCAAAGCAAAAGAAUUCGGUUGGUGAAUUAUCAUAUGAAGUUCUAUUCUAUUUCAAAACUAAUUGGUUAUAUGUGAAAUAAUUUAUAUUUUUAUGAGAAAUUACUAGUGUGGUCUUGUGUUUUUUCAAAUUAUGCGUUUGGAUAC
Messenger RNA from Humulus lupulus (European hop), 2933 nucleotides. Its product is annotated as alpha-N-acetylglucosaminidase-like. The record is from RefSeq and is a predicted model, not a curated record. Bases 23 to 2701 code for a protein of 892 amino acids. NCBI's taxonomy places the organism in Eukaryota, Viridiplantae, Streptophyta, Magnoliopsida, Rosales, Cannabaceae. The transcript has 19 exons.